AUGGCCUCCUGCCACCGACGCUGGUGGCUGCGCUGCGGGCGCUCUCAGAGAUACCUCUUUCGUUUGAUUGAAGAGUCAGUUGCUAUGGCUAUUCAUUGUUGCCUGGGUGGCUCUCCUGCUGGAUUCCAUGUUACCUAUCUGAAAGAUCGACAUUUUUGCUUUUCCGUUGCCUCGAAGCAUGUGGGCUUGUUGGUUCUUGCUCUCAAGAGGAUUACCACUGGCCACUUUGACAUCUACUUCCACAUGUGGCGUGAUGGGGUGUCCUUGCCAAGUCUUCAACCUCAACCUGUUGAUCUCCACACAAGAAGUGCUCCCAUAACUAGAGUGUAUUACAGGAGAAAGUUUAAGGGCAAGGCUAAAGAACUCGAGAAGGCAACUAUUAGUGUGGAACUUUCGUCACAACAUGACGAAAACAUCUUACCUGCUUCCCCCAAAGAAUAUGUACCAGCUCACUCAACUGACAUUGCCAAUAUGGACAAGGGCAAAGACAAUGUGGCAAUGAAAAAGAAAUGUUGCACUCCUGUUUCCACUCAGAUGCUAAGAAGAAGCCCAAGGUUCAUCGAAAAGCUUAAUGGGUGUAAACCUACUAUCAUUUCUUCAAACAAGACAACAAAUAGAAACAAAACUAAGGGCAAGAAGAUCAAAUCACAAACUGAUCUUUUGGAUGACAUUCUUCUCCCUUUCACCUGUCAGACCAAUGAAUUCCCUGGGCUCUCUGUUAUUGAUAAAUAUAACAGUGUUGGUGCUACCUUUCCAGAAAUACCUAUUGCUAAAAUUCAGAGGGUGGCAACAGAAAUUUGCCGCAUCGCUCCUUUAGAGGUGACAGCGGACUUGCUCCUUACAUCAAGGCCUGAAGAUGAAGCAGGCCCAAGUAGGAGUGCUGAAAUCUAG
Messenger RNA from Miscanthus lutarioriparius, 891 nucleotides. The record is from the annotation of a GenBank genome assembly. Lineage: Eukaryota; Viridiplantae; Streptophyta; Magnoliopsida; Poales; Poaceae.